Messenger RNA from Branchiostoma belcheri (Belcher's lancelet), 1972 nucleotides. RefSeq names its product glycine receptor subunit alpha-1-like. Gene Ontology annotation, molecular function: neurotransmitter receptor activity; extracellular ligand-gated monoatomic ion channel activity; chloride channel activity. Bases 16 to 1263 code for a protein of 415 amino acids. Gene Ontology annotation, biological process: regulation of membrane potential; chemical synaptic transmission; chloride transmembrane transport. The transcript is spliced from 10 exons. The record is from RefSeq and is a predicted model, not a curated record. NCBI's taxonomy places the organism in Eukaryota, Metazoa, Chordata, Leptocardii, Amphioxiformes, Branchiostomatidae. Gene Ontology annotation, cellular component: synapse; neuron projection; membrane.
GGCAAUUCGGCCCACAUGUCGAGAAACUACACCCUGGAGUUCGGGGACAUACCAGGUGGCCACAUCCCAUCAUUUAUGCUGUUCAGACGUCUUCAGCAUUAUGACAAGAGGAUACGGCCAAACUUUGCAGUUUCUCGGAUCUGGGUCGAGGUUCAACUGUAUGUCAGCAGCAUUAGCUCAGUCUCUGAAGCGUCCAUGGACUACAUUCUCAAUUUCUUUUUGCGUCAAAGAUGGAACGACCCCCGCCUGAGUUACACGGACUUCAAGUCCAGCCUGACGCUCGGUCUGACCACGUUAGCCGAGAUCUGGAUACCGGACAUUUCUUUUAAAAACGGGAAGGGCGCCGCCUACCGGGAGGGUGGAGAUCACAACACACUGCUGAGGAUCUCCCCACAAGGAGACAUCUUACUCAGCCAAAAAAUGGCGCUAUUGUUGUCGUGCCCGAUGGAUUUCCGGAUGUUCCCGUUCGAUACGCAAAGCUGUGGAAUACAAAUGGAGAGUUACGGCCACACGACAGAGGAGCUGGUUCUGGAGUGGGCCAAACCGGAAAUGGAGAUCGACCUGAGCAUCCGUUUGCCGGAGUUUGAACUGAAACAGUGGGGAACACGGCGAUGUGACAACCAGGUUCUAACAGGAAACUAUUCCUGUACGGAGGCAUACUUCAAACUGGUGCGACGAUUUGGAUAUUACCUCAUCCAAGCCUACAUCCCAAGCAUUCUCCUAGUGAUAAUUUCAUGGCUGACGUUUUGGAUCAACCCUGACGUGGUGCCGGCCCGCAUCUCCCUCGGUAUCACCACAGUGCUGACGUCAACAACCCUCACCGCCUUCUCUCACGGCAGCACACCCAGAAACUCCUACAUACGAGCUAUAGACAUCUGGAUGCUGGCGUGCUCGGUGUUCGUGUUCGCCGCGCUGGUGGAAUUCUCGGUGUCCCACUACAUCUUCAGGCGGCAGACCAAGUUCUCCAGAUUCGUGCGCAGAAUCUUCUGCAGAAAUAAGUUUCCCAGCGUCUCCAACCCGCCGCCACAGCAGGUCCCGACAGCGGCGACGACACCGGAAACCAGCUACAUCAAUCCCAGCAACCCGCAGUUGGUGAACGGCCAGCUCCAGCCGCGCGCCAGGAUGUCCCAGGAGGACGUCGCCAAACUGCACCAGAACUUCGCGCGCAGGAUGGACAUCAUCUCCAGAUUCCUCUUCCCGGGCCUGUUCUUCUUCUUCAACAGUGUCUACUGGCUGGUGUACAGCACGGCGUAUGACGCCUGAGGAUCCGUACGUCUUUUAAAGGAAGCCGCCUGCGUCUUGAGAAGAAGUCUUGAGGAGUCGUCGUGCGUCUUGAGGAGUUGUACGUCUUGAGGGGUAGUACGCCCUGAGAUAGGGCUCGAAAGAAGCAACGUCGGACAGACGACGGAAUCACGCCUACCACAACAGAGAAGCUGGCGAGGAACACGAGUGUACGAUAGCCCACAAGUACAAUUCUUCUCCACAAGCUGGAUUGUACUUAUAGGCUACCGUAUCAGCGAUAAAUGAUAUUCGUAAGACUACGUAUGCCUGCAGAAUAUACAUCACGUGGCCUUGGACAUUGUGUUGGGCGAUUCAUGGUAUCCAGGCAAUGUGACCAUGACGACUUUAGUAACAAAGGACACAACGAAAUGAUGACGAAAGAACAACAACAGCCAGACAUGUCUUUUGUGAAUAACAACUAUAAUUACAAUUAUUACCUACAAGUACAAGCGCCAAAAUAUACUGAGAAGCAACGCCUGUAAAAUAGACCUCUACCUCUGCAUACUUCGAUGCAGCACCAACUUGCAGCUAUGAAUGGUCAUGCUUGCCGACAUUGGACAGAAACGCUUUCACAUAUCUUAGAUUGAACUUAACUGUCUCAAUACAUUCUCCUAAUGGAAACCCGGUGUUAGGAAAGAUCAUUAAUGACCGAUGUAGCCGUGCUUUAUACAACGAUUUUCGCAUCUGGUAA